Molecule: messenger RNA, 1851 nt
Organism: Ochlerotatus camptorhynchus
Lineage: Eukaryota; Metazoa; Arthropoda; Insecta; Diptera; Culicidae
Product: dnaJ homolog subfamily C member 21
Exons: 2
Coding region: 139-1758 (539 amino acids)
Cellular component (GO): cytoplasm
Molecular function (GO): nucleic acid binding; zinc ion binding
Source: RefSeq, a predicted model, not a curated record
AGGUUUGCAGUUUCGCGAAUCGCGAACAAUUUCCGUGCACCCACUUUCGCGUAUCGUGCGUGGCCCAGCUUUCGCGGAACUCUAAUAACAUUGGAAAGUAGUGUUAUCAUAAAUUAGUGAACCACCCACGCGCACGCAAUGAAGUGUCAUUACGAGGUGCUGAACGUCGCCCGUACGGCCGAGGAAGAUGAAAUCAAGAAAUCGUACCGCAAGCUAGCGCUCCGCUGGCAUCCGGAUAAGAAUCUGGACAGCUCGGAGGAAGCUAAUCAACAGUUUCUACUGGUGCAGGCAGCGUACGAUGUGCUGUCGGAUCCCCAGGAACGGGCCUGGUACGAUAACCAUCGAGAGCAGAUUCUGCGAGGAGGGCAUACGAACUAUGAGGACAAUUCGGUGGAUUUGUUCCAGUAUUUUACGACUUCGUGCUACAAAGGUUUUGGGGAUGAUAAGGGAGGAUUCUAUGGGUUUUACGGUGAAGUGUUCCAUACGAUAUCAUCGGAAGAGAUUGAGUUUCUGGAAAACGAGGAGGAUUUCGAUGCGAUUCCAAAGUUUGGUAAUUCGAAGAGCGAUUACGAAACAGAGGUCCGGUUGUUUUAUGCGUACUGGGAGGGAUACUGCACGAAGAAGAGCUAUGCAUGGCUGAAUCCGCAUAAUAUAAGCGAAAUCCGAGAUCGGAGAGUGCUGAAGGCGAUCGAGAAGGAGAACAAGAAGGUGCAACAGAAGGCCAGGAAGGAACGGAACGAGGAGAUUCGCUCGCUGGUGAUGUUUGUCAAGAAGCGAGAUAAGCGUGUUCAGGCGUAUAAGAAACUGUUGGAGGAAAGGGCGGAGCAGAACAGGAUAAAAUCACAACAGAAUCGACUGGAACAGAUUAGGCGAAAGCAGAAGGAGAUUGAGGAGCAGCAGAAGAACUCUUCCAAUGUGUUUAACGAGGCUUACGAGGAACAAUUGAGGAAAUUGGAAGAAUCGUAUGCUGACGCAUCGGAAGAAUCUUCGAAUGAGGAAGAAGAAGCUAUACAGGCAAUGGGAGACGCUAUGACUGGAUUGGUUAUCAGCCAAAAUGAAAACGGCGAGGAGACUUUCUACGUCGACGAUCUCUACUGUGUGGCAUGUGAUAAGAUGUUCAACAAUAAGAAAUCUUAUGAGAACCACGAAUCUUCCAAGAAGCAUAAGCAAAAUGUUGAACUGCUCAGAGAUCAAAUGCGGAAAGACGAUUUGGCAGCCGGAGGGCGGGAUAAUCAAGAGGCAUCACCACAAAAGGACGAAUCUUUAGGAGAUAUGAGUAACGAAGACGAUGACGAGGAAGAGCUAGCGAUGGUGAAGCCUAAAAAGGGUAAAAACAAGAAAAAGCCAGUCAAACAGCUACCAUUCUCAGACGAAGAGAAGGAACACAUCGAUAUCCUUCUCCCUGCUGCUCCGAAAGAAGAAAGUGACGAUGAUUGGGGCGGCUCGAAGAAAGCCAAAAAAGGAAAAGCGAAAGGUAAAGAAGGAGGAGCAAGUAAGGUCAAAAACGGUAUUGCAGCCAAGGAAACUACUGUAGAAGAAUCAGCAAAGCCUGAAACAAUACCGGAGAAACCAUCGGAACCGGUAGAAGGAGAUUCAGUUGAUCAUAAAUGCGUCACUUGCAACGACAAGUUUAACUCUAAGAAUAAACUGUUCAAUCAUCUCAAACAGACCGGACAUAGUGUCUACGUCGAUAAGGUCGAUAAGCUUAAAGCACAGAAAUCUGAAGGAGAAAAGACCAAAGGAAAGAAGCGGAAAUAGUAGCAUAGCAUCAAUCAAACACCAUCCUGUAAAUAUAACAUGACAUGUUAGACUUGUAAUGUUCCUUCAUAAAAUAUACUUCCCUAGACUUCU